Molecule: messenger RNA, 766 nt
Organism: Juglans microcarpa x Juglans regia
Lineage: Eukaryota; Viridiplantae; Streptophyta; Magnoliopsida; Fagales; Juglandaceae
Exons: 1
Coding region: 127-699 (190 amino acids)
Source: RefSeq, a predicted model, not a curated record
UUGUCUCAACUGCUGCUCCUUUUUCCACAUCACGCUUUCCUGGCAUCCAAACGACCACAGAAAAGUAAACACUCCCCUAAACAAACACAAACAGCAGCACAACCAGAGAAAACGCAGAAAGAUCCGAUGUAUCCGACGGCGAUUCUCACCCUCUUCCUCCUCCUAUCACCAUUCUCCACCUCAUCCCCCGUAGCCAUCACCGACGAUGGAUCCUCUGCGUACAAGGCCCUCGUGGAUUUCAACUUCCCCGUCGGUCUCCUCCCCAAGGGUGCCGUGGGCUACGAACUGGACCAAGCCUCUGGAAGAUUCUACGCCUAUCUGAACGGCUCGUGCGGUUACUCGCUCGAGGGAUCGUAUGAAUUGAAAUACAAGUCCACCAUCAGUGGCUACAUCUCUGAGAACAGGCUCUCGAGCCUGACUGGUAUCAGCGUCAAGGUUUUGUUCUUGUGGCUGAAUAUCGUGGAGGUGGUUAGGAAAGGGGACGAGCUUGAGUUAUCUGUAGGUAUUGCAUCGGCGUCUUUUCCUAUUGAUAAUUUCUACGACUGCCCGCAGUGUGGCUGUGGAUUUGAUUGCGAUAAGGGGCAAGUAAGGAAAUUGAAAUUGAACCGUUUUUUUUUCUUCCAUUUGAUCGGAAUUUGGAACUCUAAAAGAUGUUCUUUGUGGGAUUUGGAUGGCGUUUCUUAUUUCGCAUCAGACUAAAGGAAAUGGGUUUAUGUUAUUUAUUGCGAAUGACGUUUUCUGAAAUAUAGUUUUAUUGUUUACUGAA